Messenger RNA from Aspergillus calidoustus, 2046 nucleotides. Lineage: Eukaryota; Fungi; Ascomycota; Eurotiomycetes; Eurotiales; Aspergillaceae. The record is from the annotation of a GenBank genome assembly.
CUCCAAUUCCUUCCUCCAUCGCUUCUACACACCACAUCACAUCAUCGCCUCUGUCACCUCUGUCUAGCCUCAUCUGCCAUGGAAUACCCCAUCGGGCCCUGCGCACCAAUCGCCCAGAACAUCUACCUCUACACACCACCCACGCCACCAACAGCGUUACUAAUCCUCUGCACAUGGCUCGGCGGUGCCUCGCCCCGGCGAAUUGCCAAGUACACGGCUGGCUAUGCGAAGUUGUUUCCUACCGCGGUGAUUGUACUGAUCACGACGACGAUUGCGGAGAUUACGAUGAAGAGUUUUGCCGCUGUAAAGGAAAGACUGGAGCCAGCAAGGGGAGUUAUCAGUCAAUUCUUUGGGUUGAACAGUGACGGUGGAGACACGAGUAGACCAGUCCUUCUUCACAUCUUCUCGCACGGGGGCAGUAAUAUCGGCACGCAGCUUAUGCGCUCGAUCCGAGACGACAGCGUCGCCAAGCACGACCGGCUCGUCUCCGCACUGAGACUGGUGAUCUUCGACUGCUGUCCCGGCGACAGCGCGUUUAUCCGACAGUACAAUGCCGCAGCCGUAUCUCUGCCUCCGGCAACAACUUAUCCAAUCCGGAAUCUCCUCGGCAGGGCCGUUCUGUACCCAAGUAUCGGCCUGCUCUCCAUACUGCAGGCUGCCGGGGUGAUGAGUGAUGUUGAGGGUUUGAGAGCAGAGUUAAAUGAUCCGGGGUUAUUUGGAAUUCCGGCGCGGAGGCUCUAUGUUUAUUCUGUCGAGGACGAGAUGGUGAGGUGGGAGGAUGUCGAGAGGCAUAUGGAGGAUGGGAGAGGACGCGGGUUUCUGGUUCAGGGGGAGAAGUUUGGGAAAGGGGAGCAUUGUGCGCUUGUUAUGCUUGACGAAGUGAGGUAUUGGGAGUCAAUUCGGAGGGCUUGGGAGGGGGAAGAAGAGAGGCCGGCGAGGGAGAGUCGAUUGUAGAUGGCGAGAUCUAGUCGACAGACCCGUUAGGACAGGAGCGACCACGCCCGCGGCGAACCUGAGGGUCUGUGAGUAUCGCCGCACUUUUCUCGCCUGAUUGUCCCCUGCUUCAGGACGGUUACUGCUCCUGGCUCAUGGAAGGCUACUGGCGUCAAAGAUGGAAACAUCACGGGAUCUCGAUCCGGCGCUCACAUUCGAGUUCGGGCUCUUCGCCUCCCAGUCCGCAAAUAUCUCCUUCUCAUCCAUCAUCCACAUUCCCAAACGACCAUCCGAAUCUCAUCAAACCACCGAAAACCGUCCUCACAAUGUCUGAAGCUGCUCCUUCAGAAGCCGCUACCGUCCUCAGAACAAAGGUCCCAAAUAUCCCAUCAGAAAUCAGAGCUUUGGAGGCCGCUAGAGUCCAGCUCCACGAGCAAACACUCUCCGCAGAUGAUCACAAGCCGAGCCAAUCAAAGUCAACGCAAACAUUACGCGCCGAGUGAAGGAAUGGGUCGCGGGCACGAAGUGGAAAGGGUUGAUAGAGCAAGAUUUGGAUAACGAACGACACCGCUACGGCUCUCUCGAUGAUGAUGAUGCCUACAAUGCUUUGUUUGAGCGGAGACUAGAGACGAUCUCGCGCUGGAGAUUCGAGCGGCGACUUUUUGAGAAUGUAAUGUGUGCGCGGCGACGAAAAACAUGUUUGGUGCCCGGUUUGGCAUCUCCCAUCUUCGACUAUGCGCUAUAGAAGCGGUGUCAGUUUCUUUCAGCUAGUCCCACCACAGUUAAGGAGUAUUGCAGCAUACAUGUUUGAUGUAGAGGAGCUGCCGCUCCAGAACUAUGCCGGAUGUAACUUGAGUCUCAGGCUUUUCGAGCGUCAAAGCUAUCCACCAACGUGUACAAUAGACCUUCCUAUUAUCGGUGAAACCAAAGUUCUCGUGGAGAGUGGCCAACUCGUGAUUCUCUCCAUCGUAUCCGAUCCGCCUACAGAAGGACCAUCGAGAUAGAAGAGUGUACUUGUCGCUGGGAGUGAAGAUGAAAUGUGGACCGAAUGGCCGCAUUCAACAUUCGUAAUCUCGACGUACCCAUUCGGACCAUGGCUGCGUCGUCUCAUGG